AUGAAAAAUUAUUCCGCAUGCAAUCAACCAGUUUACAAGACACGAUUGGCUCUUCCGGACGACUACGACAAUGUAAUGACGUUCAUGUGUGACGCAUUCUACAAGGACGAUCCAACCAUGGUAAACAUUGGUUUAAGCAAACAGGAGCCUCCUUCAUCGUUACUACAAAUUAUGUACAAUGAAAUCCGAGAGGGUAUGACGUUAAUUGUUGAAGAAGAAGAAGACGAAUGUAUUAUAGGUGCUGUGGUGAACGCCGGCUCUUGUCCUUGGGAUCCCGACAAGUUCGUCGAGUUCGCUAGGUGCUGUGAAUGCGGGCCGACCCGCGACGUGAUCGAGUUCGAUGCUUACGUGACCGGCAAACCGAAUCUCUGGGAGCGCUAUUGCGUUCUCAAGAUCUUCGAGUGCAGCUAUCUCGCGGUCAGGCGGGACUUCCGGAAGCAGGGUAUUGCUAGAAAGCUCGUGCUAGAUAGCUGGUAUCUCGCGCGCGAUUGCGGCUAUCGAUUGUUCCGUGUUGACUGCAACAAUAGAUAUAUCGCACGAAUCGCAGAAGGUUUCGGUUGGAAACGAGUAUGCAUAAUACCAUUUCAUGAAUAUGUAAGAGAUGGCGAACUUGUUUUUAAGCAUAUUGUGGAGCCACAUAUCGAUGUGCAGAUUUACAUUGAUCAAGUUGCACUUUGCAAGGAUUAUUGUCCACCUUAUAAAACAUGCGAAAAAAUUACUUCAGCACCAAAAAUAUCUGGAAAGGACAGCUAA
Messenger RNA from Acromyrmex echinatior (Panamanian leafcutter ant), 753 nucleotides. RefSeq lists its product as uncharacterized. The record is from RefSeq and is a predicted model, not a curated record. Gene Ontology annotation, molecular function: acyltransferase activity, transferring groups other than amino-acyl groups. Lineage: Eukaryota; Metazoa; Arthropoda; Insecta; Hymenoptera; Formicidae.